Molecule: messenger RNA, 2090 nt
Organism: Rhopalosiphum maidis (corn leaf aphid)
Lineage: Eukaryota; Metazoa; Arthropoda; Insecta; Hemiptera; Aphididae
Product: zinc finger CCHC domain-containing protein 8 homolog
Exons: 8
Coding region: 405-1877 (490 amino acids)
Cellular component (GO): catalytic step 2 spliceosome
Molecular function (GO): RNA binding
Source: RefSeq, a predicted model, not a curated record
AUUGAAAAUUUAUAAUUUAACAAUUUUUUUUUUCUGUAGCAAAUAAUAUUAUUAGAUUAGAACUCUAUGACGCGGGGUUUUAUUGUUGUUAAUGAUACAGUGAUAUCACGACAGGUCAGUCGCCGAUUUUCGUUAGUGAUAACCACGAUUUAAGAUCAUAUUCUACAAAAUAUCUCAUUAAAUUAUAAUAAAGUAUCUAAAAUCAUGGCGAUAAUAUUGAUAAUUAACGUGAUUUGGUUACAAUGUUUUAUCCAUCGGUAAUGCUGUAAUAUUAAUAAUAAUACUAAUAUUUCAAACUGCGCGUGCUCAAUCUAACCUGUUCAUUAGUUCGGAUAUUUAGACCAUUCAGUUCACUGGGUGCUGUUUACUUUGUAUUUUAAUGUAGUAUUCGGUUAACAUUCAUCAUGAGUGUAAACAAAGAGGAAGCCAUGGAAUGUGAACCUACUACAAAUGAUGACUAUGAUGAAUUUAAUAAUGUAGAACCAGGAUAUAGUGGUAUAGAACCAUUUGAUUGUUCAAGAACUUAUGACCAUUUUGAACCACAAGAUGCUUCAGGACCUUCUGAUGAUUUAAAACAAGAUUAUUAUCCAGAAACCAAUGAUUUAGAAUCAAAAGAAAAAAAUGAACCUCUGUUUGUCAUAGACAGAACUAAAAACUUUAGACUAAAUCGCCCAAUACAAUAUGAGAUUUCGCCUAAUAAAAAUAAGUAUGGAAAAAAUAACUUUGCGGCACAAAGACAAAAUUCGUGUUGGAAUUGUAAUUCUGUAAAUCAUUCUUUACAUAAUUGUCCAGAACCUAGAGUUCAAUGGAAAAUUGCAAAAAACCGAAAUGCUUUUCUUAUGCAAAAACAACAGCAACAAAAUGCUGGCGGUAGAAACUUCAAAAAUCGAUUUGGAAAUCAUAAAAAUGUACGAUACUUUAUAGCAGGAACUAAAACUCUAUGGAGUGAUUUAACACCUGGUAAAUUAAGUGAUAAUUUGUUAAAAGCAUUGGGUGUUCCUGAAAAUGGACUUCCAGUACAUAUCUAUAGAAUGCGAGAACAUGGUUAUCCUAGUGGAUGGCUUGAAGAAGCUAGAGAAGAAUAUUCCGGAAUUUCAAUAUAUACUAAACCAAAUGAAUGUUUACCUCUUCCUGGCAGAGAAAAUGGAAUAAAUGAUUAUUUCCAUUGCAAUAUUAACGAGAGAAAAUUACAUGAAUUUCCUGGAUUUAAUGCUCCUUGUCCACCAGAUGUUAUUGAUGAAGGGAAAAAAUUUGGUUGUCCUGAAUAUAAUCCCGAGCAAAGUCUUAAACAUAUGUAUGAAAGAUUAAAAAAUGGGCAAAUCGGUAAAAAUGGAAUAGCAUUGUCUGGAGCUAGUAGUCAAGACACGAGUCUUGCAUCUAUCAAAAAUGAAUGUUCAACUGAUGGAAACACCUUGGAUUUAAAAACUAAAGAAGAAUUAAAAAAAGGACCACCCUCAUCGCCGGAAGAUGGAGAAAUUACGGAAGAUGAAAGUAAAUCUGAAAACAAUGAUGAAAAGUUCUCAUCUAAUGAAACAGUGCCGGAAAUUGAUGAGCAAAAUAUUUCAAAGUCCUUUGUAAGUUGUGUAGAUACUCAAAAUGAUUCUCAAACAAAUGUCUCUGAUUCAAAAAUGACGGAAAAUGAAUUGUUCUCAACACCAACAUCAAAAAGGCAAUUUGGUGAUGUGAAAUCUGAAAUCCUUGGCACUCCAGUUCUCAAAAACUUUUCUUCGUAUGGAAAUAGACCAACCCAUGAAAAUUUUGCUAAAGGAAUGGUUGAUAUGGUAGAUCAUGAAAACUUACCAAAUUCAAUAGGAACAUUCCAAAAGUUGAAAGAAAUAUUAAAAGAUGUACGCAAGACAAUUAAAGAUUUAAUAUGAUUUACUUUCAUAUUUUAUUUAGACAAAAUUAUUUUGACAUUCUUAAAAUUAAGUUAUAAUUUUAUCAAUAUUUACAUUGAAAAACUCAAUUCAUGAACUAUUAGUGACAAUAUACCUUCAUUAGUAUUGUUUUGUUAUAAACUUAUAUUGAUAUAUUCAUGACAAAUAUAAAACAUUAAUAUUAAAAAAAUGUAUAAUUAUUCAAUUUUAAUU